Prorocentrum cordatum is the source of this 4395-nucleotide messenger RNA. Lineage: Eukaryota; Dinophyceae; Prorocentrales; Prorocentraceae. The record is from the annotation of a GenBank genome assembly.
AUGAUCUACCCCGCCAGCUGGCCGCCCUGGAGCCAGGACCACCCCACACCCGAGGAGGGUGAGGGGAUGAGGGGAGUCACGCAGCACGAGGCAGACACGGACCUGGCCUCCACCUCAAGGGCUAGCUCGGUACCAGCAGAGCAAGGCGACCCGCCCACCCCGACAGCAUCCCAGGUGAUCUUCAUCCCAGCGUCGCCAGCGCCUCCGAGUGAGAGGUCGCUCACGCCUACAGUACCCAUCGGGAAUGACGAGCAGCGCGGCCAAGAAGGUGGAGAGGGAGUCGAUAGCUUCGAAAUGACCCCCCCCCCUGCAUCCCAGCAGGGCGCGGAGGCGGCAGCAGCCAGUAUCGAGAGGCAGUACGAGGGCAUCGACAUCCUCACGCGCCAGCACACCUCAGCAGCCGCCGCAGUUGCAGCCCUCGAGAAGGAGGUCAGGGUCCCGAGGGGCCAGGACUCCAAUCAAGGGCGCUACCGCAGCUGGUGUUGGCAGUGGGAGGACGACUCCCAGACGCAGCAGCCAGCAACUUCAGCGUUCCCAGUCACCAGGGUCUCGAGGGGCCAAUGUGACACCGCCACGGCCGACGCGAGGGCCGCCCGCCGCGUCUCGAGGGGCGCCAGGAGCAAUGGAAGCAAGCGCGAGCAGUUGCAGCAUUUCGUUCAGCCCAGCGGGCAGCACGCCGUGCACGACGUGCUGCCGAGGCACAGCGUGGAGACCAACGCCUCGGCCACCACCGAGCAGCGGUGCACGCAGCAUUCCACCUACGGCCACAGCAUCGACUGCCCGUGCGGCUUUCGGGGUUUCAUUGCUGGCAAGGUCACCGAGUCUCUGCAUGACAUGGCGAAUAACGAGAAGGUGACGGCGUACACGGCUGAGCUCACGGCAGUGCUGUGGGCAGUCAUGUGGGCCCUUGGUCAAGACACCACCGUCCCCAUCGAGAUCACGCCUGAUGCCCUGGACGUCAUGCACCUGGCCAAAGGUGAUGCCCAAUGCCACGUGCACCCACGGCUUGGUGCCGCAAUUCGGUCGCUUGCUGGACUCCUCCAAGAAGCUCGACCUACUCAGUGGAAUCACAUUAACUCACAUUUUGGCCACCCUUGGAAUGAGCUUGCAGACGGAGUAGCAGAUCAUGCCUCGGCCACCGACCUGAUGGACCCGGAUCUAGCCGCAGUACAAGCGAUCGCACACAACAAGUUCCUGUCCUGGGAGUGGUUUCGCACAGCGCCUGGUGCAGUCAAGGCCGCAUACCCUCCCAUGCAAAACCAAGCCUUCAUCAUUGGAGCCACCCAGCCCCAGGCAGCCCCCAGUGCGAUCCAGCGGCCCAUCAGCACGACCACCAUCAAGGCCGACCUCAGCUUGAAGCUGUGCACCUACAACUGCAGAUCACUCCUAGCCGCCGUCAACUUCAAGUCAGGCAAAGGCAAGGCGGCCAGCAAAAGCAAGCAGAGCAUCUCCAAGGUCACACACCUAGCAGCACAGUUUUCUGGCAUGGGCCUACAUUUGGUAGCCCUCAAGGAGACGCAGAGCGAUGGAGAUGUCCGCCACGUUGGGGAAUAUGUCUGCUACUCCCCAGGUCAUACGCAGCAGAACAGAGGAUGCGACAUUUGGAUCAACGUCUCCAAGCCGAUCAGCGUGGGCGGGGUCGCGAGGUACCUAAGCGCCAAAGAUGCCCUCGUCCUCCACCAGCACGACAGGCGCUUGAUCAUCAAGACCCGCGUGGCAGGCACGGACAUGGUCAUCGCCUCCGCGUGCGCCCCCCAUGAAGAAUCUCAGUCGGCUGAGAAGACAGAGUUCUGGGAGUCUGCCCAGCGGCUGGCUGCCAAGUACCACGUGGACAUCUUCAUGGGGGACCUGAACGGGCGUCUAGGCGACUGCGAGUCCCCAGGAGUUGGCGCCAGUGGGUAUCCAGAACCAACCAAUGGCAAUGGCAAGCAUAUCAUAAACUUCGCAGCCGACACCGACAUGGAGGUCAUCAAUACCACGAAGGAUCCAGGAAGCGACUCGUAUACGCAUACUGGAUCUAAGGGGCAGCGCCACAGGAUUGACUACAUCCUGCUGUGCUCCUCCAUCGCCCCGUACGUAGCGAGCUGCAGCACGACCACCAAGGCCUCAGGGCCGAGGCCCGAUCUGAGCAACCUAAACAAUGACGACGCCAAAGCCAGCUUCAAGGAGAUUCUCAAGCAGGCUCCGAUCAUCCCCUGGGAGGUGGACGUCAACACUCACUGCGAGGAGGUCACCAGAGUCGUCAACGAUGCGGCCAUCCAGGCCUUCGGCAAGGCCGUCAAGGCAGCUCGGAAGCCCUACAUCACUAAGACCACCAUGGGCGAGGUCGGAGCCUCGUUGUCCCUGUGGAGUGCAGUGCGGGGCGACGACGACGGCGCCAUCUACGACAUCCACUACUACGCGAACCUCCUCCUGAACUGGGCGAUCUCACCCAUGGACUAUGCCAUGGCCAUUCACUCCUUCCUCACCAGGUCAGGGCUGCUCACGGCCUCGGCAGUCGAGAAGGACCGAAGCGUAUUCCUCAGUCGGCUAGCCUCAACUGCGACCUCCGCCUCUGCCGCGAACGACGCGGCGGCCCAGUGGAAAGCCUAUCGGGACCUACUAAGGUAUGGCGGGAAGAAGGCGCGGUUUCCAGCAGGAAAGCCGAUGAGACUGGACCAGAACGGAGAGGUGGUCCACAACUCCCAGGACAUGGCGGACCAGGAGCUCAACCACUUCGCGAAGAUACAGGCAGGCAAGAUUGUGACAGCGGACGACCUUGCCCACAAGUACAACCAGGACAGCCAGACCAGGCCCUUCGACGGCAUGCUGGAUCUCUCCAUGGUGAUGCCCCUGUCCGUCUGCCAGGCCCAGUUCGCCGCGGCAAAGGCUGGGGCGCAAGGAGGCCCCGACGGGCUCACGAACGCCAUCCUCAGGGCAGCCCCUGCAGAGGCAGCCAAGCUACUGCACCCCCUCUUCACCAAGGUGGCGACCACGGUGCGGGAGCCGCUGAGCUUUAAGGGCGGGGAUCUGGUCGCCAGCCCCAAAGGCAAGGGCGAUCCCCGCUACCUCUUAGCCUACCGCGAAAUCCCCUUGAACAACGUCCUGGGCAAGCACCGCCACACAUACCUGAGGACCAUGCUCAACGCCACCCUCGCCAUAGCGCUGGAUGACAUCCAGGUUGGAGGCCGGCCCAAGAGGGGGUCUGACAUGGCGGUCCUAGCAGCGCGCCUCUUCACCGAGAGAAGCCAGGCCCAAGGGAAGUACUCCAUGAUCAGCUGCUACGACCUAAAGGAGGCUUUCUACUCGGUGGUCGUCCAGCUGGUCCACAGCAUCCCAGGCGAAGAGGAUGAAGUCAGGGAGGUGCUCGACAACCUAGAAGUUCCCCUGUGGGCCCAGCCGCAGCUGGAGCAACUCAUGGCUAACCCAGGGAUACUCGACACCGUGCUGGACGGCUCCCACCUGGCUGCCCUCAUCGCCGAAGGGUACCGCAACAGGUGGACAUCGCGCAGGUUCUCCCAGAGCUUCAUGGCCCCGCACAAAGGUACGAGGCCUGGAGUGCCCCUCGCCGACGCGGACUUCAAUCUGCUCUUUGGCCGGGUCCACCGCAUGGUCGACAGCUACCUUCACGUCAAGUACCUCAGCGACCGCGUCGAGUACUGCGAGUUCGAGCGCUGCACAGUCAAGCAGACCACCUCGACCAGUACGACCUGCGAGCGCCACGUAACCAAGCAGUACUGCGAGCUGAACCGCAGGUUCAAGAUUCAGUAUUGGGCCACGCAGGCCGGCCUCGACACGGCCAGGGCGCUGGAGGUCGGAGAGCGGGCAGGACAGGUGACGCAGCUGGCCGAGGCUGCUUUCCUGGGCGGCAGCGCAUCGGGCCAGAGGGCAAGUCGCAGGGCGCCCGCGUGUCGGCCGCGCGCGCGGCUAGGCUUGGGCGCAGUGGCGCCUCUGUUGCGGCUCAGGGAGCGGAUCCAUCAGGUGCUGGAGCUGAACCUCGCCGACCUCAACAACGAUGAGGACCAGGCCUACAAGAAGGUGAAGCUGUGCAUCGAGGAGGUGCAGGGGCGCAACUGCCUCACGGACUUCCACGCGCUCGAGUUGACCCGCGACAAGCAGCAGUCGCUCAUUCGCAAGUGGCACACGCUGAUCGAGGCCCACGUGGACGUGAAGACCACCGACGGCUACCUGGUCCGCCUGUUCUGCCUGGCUUUCACGAAGAAGCAGCCGGGCCAGGAGAAGAACAACUGCUACGCGCAGACUGCCCAGAUCCGCAAGAUCCGCAAGAAGAUGACGGACAUCAUGACCGGCGAGGUCAACAAGGUUCAGCUGCGGGACCUCGUCAAGAAGCUCAUCCCCGAGUCCAUCGGGAAGCAGAUCGAGAAGGACGCGGGCCGCGCCUCGCAUUUGUCCUGA